Stereum hirsutum FP-91666 SS1 is the source of this 858-nucleotide messenger RNA. RefSeq names its product actin filament-coating protein tropomyosin. The coding region runs from base 73 to 561 and encodes 162 amino acids. The transcript has 4 exons. NCBI's taxonomy places the organism in Eukaryota, Fungi, Basidiomycota, Agaricomycetes, Russulales, Stereaceae. The record is from RefSeq and is a predicted model, not a curated record.
GUUCCCGUUCAUCACCCUCCUCAUCCUCUACAACUCUUACCACAUCCUCUCACCGCCACACCAACCGUCAUAAUGGAGAAGAUCAAGGAGAAACUCUCGUCCCUUCGUCUUGAAGCCGACAACGCUGUCCAGCGUGCUGAGGAUGCUGAAGCGAAGAACAAGAAGUACGAGCAGCUCCUCCUCGAGAAGGACCAGGAGAUCACUUCUCUCCAACACAAGCUCUCUGUUCUCGACGCCGAUCUCGAGAAGGCAGAAAGCAAGCUCUCCGAGGCUAAGCUCCAUCAGGAGGAGGGUGAGCAGUCGAAGACUACGAACGAGGGUCUCCAACGCAAAAUCCAACUCCUGGAGGAGGAGCUCGAUGCUGCUGAGAAGAACGUGAAGGAGACCGUCGAGAAGCUGAGACAAGUUGACGUUAAGGCAGAGCACUUCGAGAGGCAAGUUCAACGCGCCGAGCAGGAGCGCGAUGCAAUGGAGAAGAAGUACGAGGAAGCACUGGAGAAGUACCGUCUCUCGAAAGCCGAGCUCGACGAACUCGUCCAGACCAUGGACCAGAUCUCCUAAUCGCACCGCAUCUAGCCCCCUCGUCCCCCGCGCCCUUUCUGCAAGCAUCGCCGCGUCCUCGUCCGCGCAUCAUGUAUAUGUCCCACCAUACCAAUUCUUUAGCCUACCUCUUCUACCCGAUCAGAACCUGCUCCGUUCGAUCUUCCUGUAUAUCGCUUACGUUGCCCUCUCACCUAACACCCCCAAGCAUACCGAUAGUCAUCCAUUCCCUCUAGUUUCUUCUUUCAGCGUCGUUGUUUGGUCGAAUCGAAGUAAACGGAAUAUAUCAAUACCAAUCUCUUGGACCUUUUCAUUAGC